Molecule: messenger RNA, 336 nt
Organism: Racocetra fulgida
Lineage: Eukaryota; Fungi; Glomeromycota; Glomeromycetes; Diversisporales; Gigasporaceae
Source: the annotation of a GenBank genome assembly
AACAACUUAUUGACUCACCAAUUGUACGUCCAAUUCAAGAUACCAUUAAUCUCGAUAGAAAAAUUUCCAAACUUUAUUCGACAAUAAUACCGAACAAAAUCUUGCAAUCAGUUGAUUUUUUUUAUCAUAAAUUGAGAAUUGGUAUAGUUAUUGGAUUCUGUAUUGGAUUUUGUGCUAUUCCUAUAACUCUUAUUUGUUUUUUCAUUGAACCACCUUUUGAUAAGGCUAUUAAACAAUUAAAACAAUUAUCUUCUCAAUGGGCAAUACAUCGAAGGGAAUUUGGUGAACAUUCUUUGCUCCGUGGUGCUACUUUUUUGCCUAAAAGUGGCAAUGUUG